ACUGAAGAAAGGAACUUGCUACCACUGGGACCUGCUGGUGAUCGCUGCCAUCAACGCUGUGUUGUCCAUGCUGUGUUUUCCCCUCGUGCACGCAUCUCUGACUCACUCCUCGCUGCACGUGCACGCAUUAGCAGAUGUUGAGGAACGCGUCGACAGAGGUCAAGUUCAUCAAAUAAUCGUUAAAGUGAGAGAGACAAGGCUGACAACGAUAUUCUCCCAUGUGUUGAUUGGCUUGAGUAUGAUGAUCCUGGGUUUACUUGCCUACAUCCCGGCCCCAGUCCUCUACGGCAUGUUUCUAUGCAUCGCUGUGACGGCGAUGUUUAAAAACCAGUUCUUUGAGAGAAUACUUCUGUUU
Messenger RNA from Candidula unifasciata, 355 nucleotides. The record is from the annotation of a GenBank genome assembly. Lineage: Eukaryota; Metazoa; Mollusca; Gastropoda; Stylommatophora; Geomitridae.